This is a messenger RNA of Brassica oleracea var. oleracea, 2475 nucleotides long. RefSeq names its product probable serine/threonine-protein kinase At1g54610. The coding region runs from base 258 to 2168 and encodes 636 amino acids. Gene Ontology annotation, biological process: positive regulation of transcription elongation by RNA polymerase II; protein phosphorylation. The transcript is spliced from 8 exons. Gene Ontology annotation, molecular function: ATP binding; RNA polymerase II CTD heptapeptide repeat kinase activity; cyclin-dependent protein serine/threonine kinase activity. The record is from RefSeq and is a predicted model, not a curated record. Lineage: Eukaryota; Viridiplantae; Streptophyta; Magnoliopsida; Brassicales; Brassicaceae. Gene Ontology annotation, cellular component: cyclin-dependent protein kinase holoenzyme complex; nucleus.
UCUCUGUCUCUGUGUCAAUGCAGUGUUUCAUCGGUCAAAUGAUACCAAUCUGAAACCAAGAAAAAAUCCAAUCCUUCCUUUUUUUUUCUCCCUACACCUCCUCUCUAUUUCAUAUAAAGUCUUUAAAACAUCGAUCAUCAAUCAUCAUCUGAAUCCUCUCCAAGUGUGUUGUGGGUUUUUGGGUUUUGAGUUGAUGGUGAAACUGGGUCUCGCCGGGACAUUAAAGUUGUGUUCUGUAGUGAAGAGCUGAUCCUCUCAUGGGUUGCAUCAUCUCCAAGAAGAAGUCUCUGAAGAGACACCAUCACCAUCAUCAACAUCAACAAAGGAAGGAAUCAUCAGAGAAGCGUUCUUCAAGGAUCAAUUCGUCGAGGAUCGAUGAUUCUAGCCAAAGCAAAGAGGAGCAAGAAGAUAGGUCGAGUUACAGAGACGACGCCAAAGUUGAGUUCAAUUCGAGUAGAUAUUCUGAGAAGCAUCCGGAGAUUUCAGAGAUUGGUGAUACGGAUGAAGACGAAGAUACUACUCCUCCACACGAGGAACUAAAGAGAGACCCUAGCGUUGCAGAACAAGUGGCCGCAGGAUGGCCUGCUUGGCUUGUCUCUGUGGCUGGUGAAGCACUUGUGGAUUGGACCCCACGGCGCGCUAGUACCUUUGAGAAACUCGAGAAAAUUGGUCAAGGCACUUAUAGCAGUGUAUACAAGGCACGUGAUCUUAUUAAUAACAAGAUUGUUGCACUUAAAAGAGUCCGGUUCGAUCUUAGCGAUUUAGAGAGUGUUAAGUUUAUGGCUAGAGAGAUUAUUGUUAUGAGAAGGCUUGAUCAUCCUAAUGUACUUAAGUUAGAAGGCUUAAUCACCGCCUCUGUUUCGUCUUCUCUUUACUUGGUUUUCGAGUAUAUGGAUCAUGAUCUCGUCGGACUUGCUUCCAUACCCGGUAUCAAGUUCUCUGAGCCUCAGGUUAAAUGUUACAUGAAACAACUUCUAAGCGGGCUUCAUCAUUGUCACAGUCGCGGUGUUCUGCACCGCGAUAUAAAGGGAUCGAAUCUACUGAUUGAUAGUAAUGGAGUCUUGAAGAUAGCGGAUUUCGGUUUAGCUACGUUUUUCGACCCAGAGAACCGGAUUCCAUUGACUAGCCGUGUUGUGACUCUUUGGUAUAGACCACCAGAGCUUCUUCUUGGAGCUUGUCAUUACGGUGUUGGUGUUGAUUUGUGGAGCACAGGAUGUAUCCUAGGCGAACUGUACUCCGGGAAACCGAUCCUGCCGGGGAAAACAGAGGUGGAGCAACUGCAUAAAAUAUUCAAGCUGUGUGGUUCACCAACAGAAGAUUACUGGAGGAAACUGAAGUUACCACCUUCAGCUGCGUUUAGACCUGCCCUUCCUUAUGGACGACGUGUAGCAGAUAUGUUCAAGAAUUUGCCUACUAAUGUUCUUUCGCUUUUGGAGGCUUUACUCUCCAUAGAUCCUGAUCGGAGAGGGUCUGCAGCUAGAGCUCUCGAGAGUGAGUACUUUAGAACAGAGCCGUUGGCUUGCGAUCCAUCUUCCCUACCAAAAUAUCCACCAAGCAAAGAGAUUGAUGCUAAACUCCGCGAUGAUGCAAAGAGGCAACAACGACCUGCACAGGAGAAGCAUGAAAGACAAGACUCUCAGAGACGAUCACACGAGAGAAAACUUAUCCCACCAGUGAAAGCUAAUCCAUCUCUCACAGCGGCUACGGAGAAUCCUUAUUUAAGAACGUGUGUGCUGGGUAAUUCAACGAGACAAAUGCAUAUUACAAAGGAGAAGACCAGCAACAAUAAAACGAGUGCGACAGUCUCAUACUCGGGUCCCAUAAUGAAAAACCGGAAUCAUAGUCGGUUGAAGGACAAUGCAGCCCCUUGGAUACCUUGUUCAUACAGAGCAGGACAAAGUGUGGUAGACACAGUUGGCUCGAAUCAACUCAUCAUGGAUCAGCAAAGGGAGAAUUUGAGAACAUUCAACAGAGCUGACACCAUGGAUAAUAGUAAGAGGCAAAUGAAAAUCCCAAAUGACCCGUCUUGGUAUGAUUCUGAGGAAAACAAAAUGUACAUGUCGGGUCCAUUGCUGGCUCAGCCAAGUAAAGUUGAUCUGAUGCUGGAAGAACAUGACAGGCAGCUCCAGGAAUUCACCAGGCAGAAGGCAAAGCAAUCCAGAAACUGAAUCAUGUGUCUGAAAUGAUUUGGUUAAUUUGGCAGGAAGGGACAAAAACAUAACCAGUUUGAGUCUUGUUUGUAUCAAAGAAGAGUCUGAUGAUAAGCUUUUUUCUGGUUCCUAGAUUUUGGAAAAAAUAUAUAUAUUAUAAUAGAGAUUUAAGAUUGUUUGCUUUAUGAAAAAAAGCUCAGCUCUGUGAUUACAUAGAUGUGUAUAACAUUUAUACAGACUCAUCAUAGAGUUUGAUCUUGUCUAGAUAUGUAUGUACAUUUCUUCAUAUAUUAUAAAGAUGUGUUCAUACAUACACAGGUUAAAC